AUGACUGACGGCAAACCUCGAGCAAUACUGGCCCGAGUCGAUAACUUCCCCGAGCACAAGUUUGCAACGCCUUCGAAGAAAAUCAACGACGGCGAUGACUUGAGCUUUUUCUUUGCCUCGACGGCUUACAGUGAUCUGACGAAAUGGCUUCUUCAACUCAAUCGAGUCGUCUUUCCAACAAAGCAUCAAGAUGGCAGCAUUGAGACAUGCGUCCUAGACUCGUCAUUCAAGUAUCCAGAAAGCGUACAAAGGGUUCGAAAUAUCCUUCGGAGCUUAUCGAAUCUCUUUCAAGACGCGCCCCCAGACACAGGGCCGAGACGAUUCGGAAAUGUCGCGUUUCGAAAGUGGUACCAGCUGGCAGAAGAGAGUGCUUCUGAACUCCUCCAGGUUCAUAUCUUGACUUCACCAAGUUUAUCCGCCAUCAGUGACGAGCAAAAGGAGGCUUUACGCAAUGAAUUGGAGGCGUAUCUGUUAGGAGGGCUGGGAAGCGCUCAGCGACUGGAUUACGGCACAGGACACGAGCUAAGUUUUCUCGCAUUCCUUGGAUGUUUGUGGAAAUUGGGUGUCUUUAACGAUGGUGAAGAGCGAGCCAUCGUGGUUGGCAUUAUUCAACCGUAUCUCGAUCUCAUAAGAAGAGUCAUCUUGACAUACACGCUGGAACCAGCGGGAUCACACGGCGUAUGGGGACUCGACGACCAUAGUUUCCUCCCAUACAUCUUUGGUGCGGCGCAGCUAGGGCCACCCAUUCCUUUCGACCACUACUCAACGCCAGUGCCUACAGAAGGUUCAUUGCGGUCUGCGCCUUCUCCAUCCUCUGUUACCCACAAGAAGAUGGUCGAGGACUUCAAAGACUCGAACAUGUACUUCUCAGCAAUUCAGUUCAUCUACGACGUCAAGAAAGGGCCGUUCUGGGAGCAUUCUCCGGUUCUUUACGACGUCAGCGGAAUAAAGGAUGGAUGGGGCAAGAUCAACAAGGGAAUGUUGAAGAUGUAUGCUGCAGAGGUGCUGGGGAAGUUUCCCGUCGUGCAGCAUUUUCCAUUCGGAAGCUUGUUCAAAUGGGAGAGAGAUCCGACAGCACAGCAAAGCCCAGCAUCUAUUCACACACAGCAACAACCGACUGCCAUGCAAAGCAAAGACGUUCCACCAGUGCCAUCGACCGGGACGGCAGCGCCUUGGGCGAGACCGGCAGGAACUGCCAUGCCUCAGAUGCAAUCAAGUACCGGAAUGCCAACGACACGAGCUCCAUGGGCGCAGACUGCUGCUCCAGGUCGAUCAGCAGGCCAGAACGGAACUUCUUCCAUACCAAGCACAAGUGCGCCUUGGGCAAACAGAGACCGACCACGAUGA
This is a messenger RNA of Zasmidium cellare ATCC 36951, 1347 nucleotides long. RefSeq lists its product as uncharacterized. Gene Ontology annotation, molecular function: protein tyrosine phosphatase activator activity; peptidyl-prolyl cis-trans isomerase activity. Lineage: Eukaryota; Fungi; Ascomycota; Dothideomycetes; Mycosphaerellales; Mycosphaerellaceae. The coding region runs from base 1 to 1347 and encodes 448 amino acids. The record is from RefSeq and is a predicted model, not a curated record. The transcript has 2 exons. Gene Ontology annotation, biological process: mitotic spindle organization. Gene Ontology annotation, cellular component: cytoplasm; nucleus; protein phosphatase type 2A complex.